AACAGUCAUCAACAUAAAACAUAAGCGAAAAAAGGUAGAAACGGAGGAAGCAGACAUUCUGGCUUUCUUCACAGCUGAAGAUGGAUUAAGUUUUAGGAAAAACCCAUCCUCUGUGAGGCUAGAUUGUUUCUUCGCGUAGAAUUGAUUAGAAAGUUUGUCGUUGUGAUCCAUUUGAAAAACAUUACCGGUGUUAUGAAGUGGUGAGCGGAAGUGAUUUCCUGGCGGAGAUUUUUGCCUACGUCGGAAAGGUCGUUCUGAAAACGAAAUUCUCACGGAAAGUAAAUCAGUGCAAAAUCUUCUUCCUUCAGCAGGUGUACAUAAAAGAACAUCACAAAGUUUUGAUUGUGGGCAUCUGGGUUUGGAACUACUACACCAAUUAUUAUCAAGUGUUAACUCAAGUGUGAUGGGAUAGUUCCCCGAAUAAGAAGAGAAUCUAAUUUAGGGUAUCGCAGUGACACAAGAAAUAGCAUUGUGUUCCGUUAUGUGAGAAAUGUUUUUGGUUUAUACAAUGGAAAAGCUCCAGCAAGGGAAGUGAAGUGUGUACAUAUGAAUCUAUAGAAGAAGACAACCAUCCGUGCGGAAAUAUAAAAUAUUUAUACGAAGCAUCCCAUUUGCGUAGAACAAUAAUUGAACUUGGAAUAAGGUGCCCAUCGAAAGCACCUUUUUUGAGCUUCUUACGAUCGUAUAUAAGAAGCACCAGUAAAGAUGGAUUUACGAAAGGAACACAUCUCUCUGCUGUUGCCUAUUGGGGAGUCUGUCGGUGGAACUGGGUCGAGAAAAAGUCUGAGAAGGCAUUGGAAUCAGUUGUCACGUUUUCAAAAAAACCUAAUCUGGAUCGUAUUGAUAGCCGUCUGCAUUUUCGUGUUCUUCCUAAUCCCAUACGAUGAUGCCGCUAGUCGGGAAUCCCGAAUAUCCGAAGAAAUGGAGCAUAUCCAAAUUGCUCCCUUCAAAGAUCGGCACGAACAUCUAGGCUCAUUGCAUCUAGCAGCAGCUGAUACAGCACUUCACGAUAAAGGAAUUCCCGGUCGUAGCUUCCGUUCGACGGAUGGCAGCUUGGUUAAGGAAGUCAGCUUGGUUGGGUCGCAAAAUAUUAAAAACGAAAUGCGUAGCCGUGGGGAAGAAAGUAAAAAUAUAAUCGAUGAGCCUCCAGCAAUGGAUAGCGGCAGUAGAACGAAUAAUGAUGAUAACCGACAACAUUUGGUGGAGCAGAAAUUAGACGAACCGGAGAUUAAUGCUGGAGGUGAGAUGGCUAAUGACGAAGGAGUCACGUUACAAGUGAUUCAAAACGAACUUAAGGAAAUCGUUGAUAAUGAAGAGAAUGUGCUCGAGGAGAACCGGCGAAGUGACAAUGCCAAAGAUUUCAAGGGACCGACAAAUGUAAGACAGCGAGCUGUGAUUGAAGCAUUCUUACAUUCGUGGCGAGGUUACAAGGAGUUUGCUUGGGGACAUGACAAUCUGAAACCCAUUUCGAUGAGCUAUUCCGACUGGUUCGGACUAGGUUUGACCAUCGUAGACAGUUUGGACACAUUGUACAUCAUGGAUCUACAAGAAGAAUACGAUGAGGCUCGAAACUGGGUCGACCAGUAUUUGCGAUUCGAUGUGAAUCGAGAUGUAAACCUUUUCGAGGUGACCAUCAGAGUGCUGGGGGGGUUAUUGAGCACUUACCAUCUGAGUGGAGAUAAAAUGUACUUAGACAAGGCGCUGGAUUUGGGACAACGCCUAUUACCAUGUUUCGAUUCGCCAUCGGGUAUACCGUAUUCGGAUGUCAACAUCGAGACAAUGAAGGCGCAUCCACCGAAAUGGUCUCCAGACAGCUCCACUAGUGAAGUAACAACGUUGCAAUUGGAAUUCAGAGAUUUAUCUCGAAGUACGAACGAUCCUGCUUUUGAAACGGCUGCCGCCAAGGUAAACGUUAAGGUUCACGAAUUGGAGAAAAACGAAGGAUUGGUUCCAAUUUUCAUCAACGCAAAUACUGGACAGUUUCGUAACUUUGCCACGAUUUCCCUCGGUGCUCGCGCUGAUUCCUAUUACGAAUAUCUUGUUAAGCAGUGGAUCCAAACCGGAAAAAAGAAUGAUGAUUUCCUCGCCGAUGAUUAUAGAGCUGCAAUUGGAGGAGUGUUGCAUCAGCUGGUCCGCGUUACGCCUAUUGAAAAGCACCUUUAUAUCGGAGAGCUGAUUAACGGUAAAGAUUUUAAACCGAAAAUGGAUCAUCUCACGUGCUACCUACCGGGCACACUGCUACUAGGCUACAAAAACGGCAUGCCAAAGUCGCAUCUCAAGUUGGCAAACGAUCUUUUGGAGACAUGCUAUCAAACGUAUAUGAAACAACCAACCCAGUUAGCUCCGGAAAUUUCCUAUUUCAAUUUGAACGGUGAAUCGGAUACCGACAUCUACGUGAAAACAAAUGACGCUCACAAUCUUCUACGCCCAGAGUUCGUCGAGAGUUUGUACUAUUUCUAUGCAAUUACCGGUAACAAAACCUAUCAGGAUAUGGGUUGGACCAUUUUUGAGGCCUUUAACAAGUAUACGAAGGUGAAGAAUGGGUAUACGUCUAUCGGUAAUGUUAAAAAUCCGCUUAACACGCGUCCUCGUGAUAUGAUGGAAAGCUUCUGGCUGGGUGAAACAUUGAAAUACUUCUAUCUCCUGUUCAGUGACGAUCGGAACGAAAUCGAUUUGGAUAAGUAUGUUUUUAACUCGGAGGCACAUCCGUUGCCCAUUAGAGAUGACUGAAAAAGCCAUUUGAAUACCCUGCACAUUGGGCUGGCCUACUGUAAACCGUGCAGAAGAAUAGACAAUUUUUUUAGAUCCAUUCACAAUUCCACUUCCUUUUUCCACAAAAUGAUGUUGCGUGAUUAAUAAUUUGUACAAAAUUUUCUACUAAAUCCUUAGAGUUUGACAAAUUAAGAAAAAAUAGCACAACACUCGCUCCCAAGAGAAAGGAAAUAACGCUAAUAGUUAGUUAAUUGGUUGUUGAAUAGUAGUAAUACCCGUAUCCACACUCAAAAGACUUCAUACUAGGUAAAUCCCGUUUCCCAACAUUUAUUUUUCGCUAAAAUGAACAUAAUAUCCCACUUCAAUUGACGGAAACAAUUCAGAUAAUAAACUAUUGAGGAAGAAUGUCGGUUUUGGAACACUUUCGGCUAGUGGAGAUAAGUGGGACUAUUACUCCGGGUACGUAAAAAUUAUACGGACAAAGGUAACGGUUACCCCCAUGUCAUUCUUCCUCUAGUCUAUUAUCUCUAUUGAUGUUAAUAACAAAUCAACGACAAUUUCAAUGGAAUGCAAAUGUGGCAGACUUUUUAGGGUAAGCUUGGAAAGUGAAGAACACAGUCUAGUCCCGGAAACACAAUAUGCGAUAGCAGUGUAAGUUUAGUCUGUAAGUAGGUGGGUUUUUUUUUCUAUAGGAAAGGGAAACAAAAAAUCGACAUUGAAAAUUUUCUUCGGAUUUAUUUCAAUAGACAGCGCGAACAUGAUUGUCAAAAUUCGUAUCGUAUUGUAAUUUGAUAUUAAUCGAAACUGAAUAAAAGUCAAACUUGACAUGUCAUUUUUGUAAAA
Molecule: messenger RNA, 3555 nt
Organism: Aedes aegypti (yellow fever mosquito)
Lineage: Eukaryota; Metazoa; Arthropoda; Insecta; Diptera; Culicidae
Gene: alpha-Man-Ib
Product: endoplasmic reticulum mannosyl-oligosaccharide 1,2-alpha-mannosidase
Exons: 6
Coding region: 706-2730 (674 amino acids)
Biological process (GO): carbohydrate metabolic process; N-glycan processing
Cellular component (GO): membrane; endoplasmic reticulum
Molecular function (GO): calcium ion binding; mannosyl-oligosaccharide 1,2-alpha-mannosidase activity
Source: RefSeq, a predicted model, not a curated record